ACAAGCUAAUAUUAUUUUAAAGAGCUAACAGGCACAAGCUUUCUUUGAUAAUAUAUACACAUAUAAUAAUAAUAUUGUCAUUCUUUCGAUUCCAAGUGACCGACCAUUAUAAUGAAUACCACCAACGUUCUCCUCCAGGUUGCAAUCUUCCUCCUCACCAACGUCGUAUUGUUCAUAUCUUCGGCGUCAAUUCGGACUCAAUGUAAAAUACCAAAAGACUUGAAAGUCCAAUACGAGAAACUAUCCAGUGCAUCGAUCGGCAAUAACUUUUUUCUACCAGCUGAAAUAGCUCCAGGAGGAAGUGACCAACAAGAACUGACCGAAGGGGAUAAAACUUGCCCAACAUCUUCUGUAUCUACUGAUAUCAUCCGCGAACGUUCAACCUGCCCAUGGUACCUGAAAAUUACCCACAAUUCGACAUAUUUUCCUUCAUCCCGCACUGAAGUCGUGUGUCGCUGUAUAGACUGUCUGGACUCUGACAGUAACCAUCAAUGUGUGAUGGUAUAUACUCCAAUGAGUGUCCUGAAACGUACAGCUACAUGUGUUGAUGGACUGUACGUUUAUCAACCAAGUGUCAUCCAUGUAGCCACAGCCUGUGUAUGCGCACGGAAAAUCGAUGUAAUAUCCGGAGGAAAUGACGACGAAUAUGAGUCAUAAUAUCGGCCAAAAUCAUCAAACAUUCAAUUGUGUGUAACACAAAAGUUUUUCAUAAUGUUAUGAAAGUUUCAGUAAACCACUGUGUGGUUGUUAUAAGAAACACAUACGAAACAUGCGUACAAACAAAAUUAUAAAUGCGUGCUCUCACGCUAUUUCUAUCUUUCUCUCUAUCUCUUUCUAUCUCUCUUUAUUUGUAUACAUACACACAAACACACACACAGAGACUCACAAACACACACACACAGACUCACAAACACACACACACAGACUCACAUAAAUACAAACACAAACUCUCACACACACACACUCAAAUACACACAUACACACACACAUAUCAUACAAAUAUAAAUAAAUAUGUGUAUUUAAAUACGCAUAUAUUUUUACGUAUAUAAGUAUAUAUUUGUAAAUACAUACAUACACACAUACACACAUACAUACAUACAUACAUACAUACAUACAUACAUACAUACAUACAUACAUAUAUACAUACAUACGUACGUACGUACAUAUAUGUGCAAAAACCAGUUUUGUUUCCUCAAUAUGGUUCAGACAUAUUUCUUGCAAAUAAAUUUGUUUUUUUUAUUUCUAUUUUGUUAACACUGAAGGGAACUCUUAUCUUACUUACUAACAUAUUUAACUCAUCAUUAAAAUUUCCUUUUUUUUUACCUAAACUUAUAUGAAGCUUCUUUUUAUAUAAAUAUUUGAAACCGAUAAAUGGUAAUGAAUGCAUUUACAUAUACGUUACAAGUUCCUAGCAUUAAAUACUCCGAUCUUUAUAAGAACCAUCCAUGCAGACACAUUCAAAGCCAUAUGGUAUCCUAUUUUGCUGGUAUUCUGUUCAAUAUAUGAAAACAUAACUACGAAACGUAAUUGUAAUAAUGAACAACACGUCAUUCCAUUUGAGUAACAUUUCAAGGGUGUAGACAGAAUUUUCAAAAAUGUUAAGUUCAUAAAUGUGAAGAAGUGCGUGCCUGACUUGGUUUUUUUUUUUUUUUUUUUGUAAAUCCGUGUACAUGUAAUACAUAUACAGGGACAAUUCACAAAAAAAAAAGAUGAAGGCAGGUGGUAUAGACAACAAACAGGUGUAUUAGUUUAACGCUCGGGAACUGAAAAAGUCUUCAACGUUUCGAGCCUACGCUCUUCCACAGAAAGGAACACAGAAAGAAACAAUGAGAGGAAAUAAAGUGUAAUGGCUAGCGAACUAUGAUGACGAAUAUAUAUAUAUAUAUAUAUAUAUAUAUAUAUAAAUGAAUACGUACAUACAGAAAGACAGAAAGAGAGAGAUAGAGAGGAAUGUAUAAAGUUAGGAGGCUUCACAGAUGAAUAUAUAUUAUAUUUUACUCUUGUCUUUCGUAGGAUUACAGCCGUUUCACAACUUUCUUCACGUAUCAAUUUCACUAUGCAACGAUUUAUACUUACAUGUUUUCGUUCAAAUCAUGGCUCAUCCUUAUACAAAACACUUUUAUAUUCACAAAUUAAUUCAAACAGAGAAGCUAGCGUCCACGAAAAUUUGACAUGACAUUACCUUGUAAGUGAUGAUCACGUCGUGAAUUGAUAGACGAUUCGGUAAGGGGAGAUUACUGAAAGCCGCAAGAAUCUCAGAAUCCAUAUCCAUAUCAUAUAGUUACUAACACUGGUGCUUAGUACACCAGUACAUUCUCACUAAUAAUACCAUUUAUGUAAUAUUUAUAUAAAUAUUUAAUUUUUACCGUUAUAUAAAUCUGAAACACAUUAUAUACAUAUAUAUAUUUUUGUAUAUAUUUUAACAUAAUUUCAUAUAUGUGUGUGAGCGGAUGUAGAAAUCAGUGUCUGUUUGUGUGUAUGUGUAUUUGCAGGCGCACAGAUGCUCACACACACAUAUUUAUGUAUAUGUCACUGUAAAUCAAAAAAUAAUAUACUUUUUAAUAUCUUAUUUAUUUUUUUCUGUGUAUAUAUUUAGAAUUAUAUUUAUC
This is a messenger RNA of Octopus bimaculoides (California two-spot octopus), 2609 nucleotides long. RefSeq names its product interleukin 17-like protein. The record is from RefSeq and is a predicted model, not a curated record. Lineage: Eukaryota; Metazoa; Mollusca; Cephalopoda; Octopoda; Octopodidae. Gene Ontology annotation, molecular function: cytokine activity. Gene Ontology annotation, cellular component: extracellular region.